Molecule: messenger RNA, 2382 nt
Organism: Ahaetulla prasina
Lineage: Eukaryota; Metazoa; Chordata; Lepidosauria; Squamata; Colubridae
Product: vomeronasal type-2 receptor 26-like
Exons: 5
Coding region: 1-2382 (793 amino acids)
Biological process (GO): G protein-coupled receptor signaling pathway
Cellular component (GO): membrane
Molecular function (GO): G protein-coupled receptor activity
Source: RefSeq, a predicted model, not a curated record
AUGAAGAUGUUUCUUGUGAUGUUUUUGGUACACAAAGUAGUUACUCUGAAAUGCCCUGCAAAUGAUGCUUUCCUUAUUCCACAUGAGUGGUACCAGCCUGGAGACUUCAUCGUUGGUGGAAUGGCGUCUCACUUCGGUUACCACCUUUACGAAAUUAAAUUUAGUGAAAAUCCUUCCAAGAAACCUUAUGAAAUACCAAUUCUAAUCCCCAAAUUUCAUCAACACAUCCUUGCCUUGGCUUUUGCUGUGAAAGAGAUCAAUGAGGACUCCCAGCUCUUACCUAACGUCACUCUUGGGUUCCACAUCUAUGACAGCUACAUCAAUGCAAGGAUGACCUAUCACACCACUCUGGACCUGCUUUUCAAAUCCCAGGAAUUUGUCCCUAACUAUAAGUGUGAUAGACAGAAGAAUCUCAGGGCUAUCAUUGGGGGACUGGAUUUUGCCACAUCAUCUCAUAUUGCUGAAAUUACAGGAUCCUUCAAAAUUCCACAACUGACAUACGGCUCAUUACCCCAAGAGGAAUUUGAGACCAGUAAGCUCUCUUCACUUUAUUUCAUGGUCCCCAAAGAGGACCAUCAAUAUAUUGGGAUUAUCCAAUUGCUUCGUCAUUUCAGGUGGACGUGGAUUGGGAUAUUUUCAGUUGACAACAAUGAUGGAGAAAAUUUCUUACAGAAAAUGCAGCCUUUACUUUCACAGAAUGGAAUCUGCUCAGCGUUCAUAGAAAGACUUGCACAGCUAGUCCACUUCGAAAACUUCCCAGAAGUAAUUGAAAGAAUCUUAAUUAUUUCCAUGAGUUGGAUAAAUAGCCGAGCCAAUGCAUUUCUUGUCUAUGGAGAAUCAUUGACAAUUCUUUGGUUCAGAUUUGUCACAUUUAUAGUAGAUCCUGAAAGCAAGGAAAUUGCCUUAUAUAGAAGGGUGUGGAUCAUGACUGCACAGAUUGAUUUCAUAUUAUCAGGAUUUCAAAUCAAGUGGGAUCUCCACCUGUUCCAUGGGGCUCUUUCCUUCACUGUUCAUUCAAGAGCAGUUGCAGGUUUCAAGGAGUUUCUUCAGACUGUAAAUCCUCUUUCAGUUUCCAGAGAUGAGUUUCUACAGGAAGUUUGGGAACAAGCAUUUGAUUGUUCAUUUCCAAAACCAGAGUUACGAGAAAUGCAGAGUAGAAAAUUCACUGGGGAGAUGAAGCUGGAGGAUCUUCCUGGACCUGCCUUUGAAAUGGAGAUGACAGGCCAAAGCUACAGCAUCUACAAUGCUGUUUAUGCUGUGGCUCAUGCUUUGCAGGCUCUGUACACAUUACAUUUCAAUAGAAAAAAACCUAUGAUCUGUAAAAAUCCUAACCUUUCACAUCUCCAGGCUUGGCAGGUUCCUCCAUUUUCUCGAUGCAAUGACCCUUGUUUCCCUGGAUCCUGGAAGAAGGGAAUUGAAGGAAAUCAGUUCUGCUGCUUUGCCUGUGUUCCGUGCAUGGAGGGGAAGAUUUCAAAUCAAAAUGAUAUGGAUGACUGUUUUAAAUGUCCAGAAGAUCAUUAUCCAAAUAAAGAAAAAAAAGGCUGUAUCCUGAAACCAGAGGUUUUUCUAACCUUUGAAGAAACCUUGGGAAUUUGUUUAGCCUCAUCAACUCUUGGUUUCUUCCUCUUGACAUCUUGGGUACUUGGAACUUUUAUUAAGCACAGGGAUACUCCCAUUGUCAAAGCUAACAACCGGUCCCUCACCUACACCCUCCUUGUCUCUCUUCAGCUCUGUUUUCUCUCCUCCUUGCUCUUCCUCAGCCAACCUGGCAAAGUGACCUGCCUUCUCCGACAAUCAAUGUUUGGUAUUACUUUCUCCGUGGCCAUUUCUAGUGUACUGGCCAAAACCAUCACUGUGGUUGUGGCUUUCAUGGCCACUAAACCAGGAUCUCAGAUGAGGAAAUGGGUAGGAAGAAGAUUGGCCUUUUCCAUUGUGCUUUCAUGUUCUCUAUUACAAGUAUGGAUUUGUAUUCUUUGGUUGUCAACCUCUCCCCCAUUCCCUGAGUUGGACAUGCACUCUGCAUUCCAAGAAAUGAUUUUACAGUGCAAUGAGGGGUCAGCUUCCUUCUUCUACUGUGUCUUGGGCUACAUGGGUAUCUUGGCCAUUGCUAGCUUUAUUAUGGCUUUCCUUGCUCGUAAAUUACCUGACAGCUUUAAUGAAGCCAAGUUCAUCACCUUCAGCAUGUUGGCCUUUUGCAGUGUGUGGCUCUCCUUCUUUCCAGCCUAUCUGAGCACCAAAGGAAAAGCCAUGGUAGCUGUGGAGGUCUUCUCCAUCUUGGCCUCCAGUGCUGCAUUACUGGGAUGCAUAUUCUUGCCAAAGUGCCACAUCAUUGUUUUCAGACCUGACCUAAAUCACAGAGAGCAACUCAUAAAGAGGAAUUAG